Conger conger (European conger) is the source of this 3203-nucleotide messenger RNA. It is a transcript of the gene cchcr1, whose product is annotated as coiled-coil alpha-helical rod protein 1. The coding region runs from base 167 to 2779 and encodes 870 amino acids. Gene Ontology annotation, biological process: cell differentiation; protein export from nucleus. Gene Ontology annotation, cellular component: centriole. NCBI's taxonomy places the organism in Eukaryota, Metazoa, Chordata, Actinopteri, Anguilliformes, Congridae. The transcript has 19 exons. The record is from RefSeq and is a predicted model, not a curated record.
UGGAUACCCGAAGCGGAAAUACAUGACUACCCGUAGGAUCAACCGUCCAAAAUAUAAAGCGCGACAGAAUUAUUUUUCAACUAGGGCAUUAUGCUAUCAAAUGUUUGUAGAGUUUGACGAUCAAUGAAGGGAACCCUUUGCCUGUAUUUAACGUUAAGUAGCCAGUAUGGAAAGGCGGAAUGUGGACGAAAAGUUGAGCGCCCCUGCUGAUUUUGUAGCAUCAGAUUUGAGAAAUAAGCGAGAAAUGGAGGCAGCCCACACCAACUUAAUACCACCAUCCCAUUUCACUUCCUGCCUCCAACCUUCCACAACGGUGGCAAUGCCAGGACCAGCAAUUGGAAGGGGAUCUCCAAUGACUUGGCGUAUGCCUGUACAAGCAGCUCCUUUGGGCAUUGAGAAUGGUAACCCAUGGUUAGCUGUUGCUCAAGCACAACAAGAAAUUGUGGAACUACGUAAAACAAACCAGAGACUGAUGGAGCUGCAUGGGAAUAGUUCAAGAGUGCGGACACUUGGUCCACACCAAGAGAUCACUUCCGAGAUGAGUCCUGCAGAGAGAAGUGACCCGCCAGGCAACUGCUGGAUUGAUGCAGAGCGGAAGCUGGAAGCAGAGAGACUGAGGGCUGAAGUGGAGAAAUUAAGAGGCCAAGUGGAUGCAUUAAAGGAAGCCAUAGGUAGACAGAGGGAUGAUAUUAAAAAGAGAGACCAUUCCCUUAACAGGAAGAGUGAAGAACUGGAAGAGUUGCGGGCUGAAUUGUGUCAAACCAAGACGGACCUCGGAGACACCAGAUCAGAGUUGGGGCGGAAUAGAGCUGAGCAAGAGCAGCUUUGUGUUGAGCUCGAGAAAUUGAAGAAGAUGGGGGUGGAGAGAGACAGGCUGGAGGCUCAGAGGACAGAGUCUGAGCUUUGCCGAAAGGAGACAUUUGAGGAGUCUUGCAAGGUGGAAAUCCUGAAACUCAAGGAGGAGCUUAUGGAGACUCAAAUGAAACAUCAGGCCGAGUUGCAGCAGCUUUCCAUAAAGCACCAUGCAGAAGUGGCAGCUCUUGGACAAACCAGCGCUGACGUGCAGGACAGAUUGCACUAUGCCACAGAAGAGAUUUCCAAUCUAGAGAGGCGUCUUCAGCAAGUGUCUGAAGAGAGAGACCAACUCACAGAAGAAUUAAGUCAAGUAGGAAAAGCAUAUGAGACUCAGUCAACUACACUGCAGAGACUAAGGAAUUAUGUUGGACAGCUUGUUCCAGAGAGACAGGAAGAAGCUAAACAGAGUGACAUGAUUCAGAAACUGGAGAAGGAGAAAGAGGCUUUGCAAGUGACCGCAGAGCUUUUGACGAUAAGACUGAACUCUCUGGUUGAUAUACUGGCCAUACAGGAGAAGGAAAUGGGAGACAAGGUUCUAUCAGAUCCACUUCUGAAAGUUGGUUCAAAAGCCAGUCGAGUGCUCCGGUGCUGGAGGGAGAAAGUGUUUGUCCUUCUGGUGCAGCUUCGCUCAAAGGACAUUGAGCAACGAGGAGAGAGAGUUAAACUUCUCUCUACAAUUUCCGCAAUGGAACAGGAGGUGAAAGGGCUGAUGAAUCAGGCCCGCAUGUCCCAGCACAGCUUACAAGACAGGAUUGCUGAGCUUGACCUGGAGAGGGUGAAAAGAGAGACCGCUGAGCGGGAGCUGGCUCAGGCCCUGGCUGGAAAUGAGAAGCUGAAAGGAUUGAGCCAGAUGACAGGCUCUGCCAUGAAGACCAUGUCUGAGGCAGUACAAAGAUUCGCUCUGAUGUUUGAGGAUAAGCUUACUGCGGUACAAGCAGCUCAAAGACAUCUUCAUGGAUUGAGCCAGAGGCUUACUUUCGCUAAGGGAAGAGUUGACACAAUCCAAGGACUAGUGAUGAGAAAAGAAGCCCUAUGGAAAGUGCAACAAGCUUCCAAACAGCCAGACCCUGCCUCUGAAUGCCAUCACAAGGAGUUGGCACUAGUGUGUGAGGAAAGGGACCACCUUGUGCAAGAACUGAAGCGUACCCCAGAUCUCAUAGCGAAGGCUCUCUCAGAGGCACAGCAGCGGUUUGAGUCUGAACUGAAGGAGUUGAAGCAGGCCCUGCUGCAGAGUACAGAGAAGGCCCUUAUGGCUGAGGCAGGCCACACUCAGACACAACAGAAGCUGCAGGAAGCCCACACAGAUCUGGAGGAGCAAACAAAGACUCUCAAGCAGCUUCAGGAUGAGCUGGUCAACCAGCAGGAGCAGAGUGAGAGAGCACUACGAGAGAAGGUGUCCGAGACAGAAACUCGCUUUGCGCAACAGCGGACGGAACUGGAGUUUCUGCUGAACACGGCAAGACGAGAGCACACUAAGGCAGUGUUGACUCUAAGGCAGUCAGAGAGGCAGAUGGAGAGAGACCGGGAGCGAUUGAGGGAGGUACAUCUCCUACAGGAUGAACAGAUCCAGAGGGAAAUGCAGGAAUUACAGAAGCAGCUCCAGGAAAUGGAUAAGGACAGAAACAUUCUUUUAGCAAUCGUACAUGAAAAUGGAUUCUUGGACCAAUGGAAAAGAGCAAGGACCGCAGCACUUUCCACCUCCAGAGACCUGGAUACGCAGCACCAGAGAACACCCUCAGGAAAGGUCAUGCAGUUCCAAUCCAAAGCUAAGCCACUCAAUCGAGAAAUGAUGUCUGUUCUGCAUGACCUGCAAGCUCUAAGUGCCACUGUGGUCAACAGCACAGAGAUCUCCAGUGAGGAAGAUGACGAUGGAGAGACCACUGGGCCUUCUAAAACUGUAGAAGGUCUCCCACAUAACGUAUAAAAGAUCAGUUUUGACAUUACCAUAAAAUCUGUCAGUCUAGAAAUAAAAAUUGUGCAUUGUCUUGGAAAUUAUUUCUUUUUUAAAAUUUGAUUAUGUAUAGUUCUGAUUUGAGUGGGGCUGAUUUCAGACAACUUCAUUUCUUCAUAAAAAAUGGUGGAGGCGCAGAUUGCUUAACAAUUGGCAGAGAAGGGGUCCACCAUACAAAAUAGCUAGGCAACCAACAUGUAUUAGGCAAGACAUGCAUACCAUGUGUUUUACAGGGCUUGUGUCACAAACAAUCAAUGGCUCAUUUAUUUGGUUUGCAUUUCUCAACUGACAUCGUGACCACCCCUAAAUUGCCUGAUAUUUCUUGUCAUGCUGUACACUUAGGCGGAAUUUGUUGUUAAACGUACAGUAAGGAAAGCCUUGUAAUAUUUUAUUUGAA